Zychaea mexicana is the source of this 1051-nucleotide messenger RNA. RefSeq lists its product as uncharacterized. Lineage: Eukaryota; Fungi; Mucoromycota; Mucoromycetes; Mucorales; Lichtheimiaceae. Gene Ontology annotation, cellular component: cytoplasm. The coding region runs from base 207 to 845 and encodes 212 amino acids. The record is from RefSeq and is a predicted model, not a curated record. Gene Ontology annotation, molecular function: zinc ion binding. The transcript is spliced from 6 exons.
UGUGGACUCGUCUUAUCUGUCAAUUGAGCUUCAUCUUACAAAUCGAGUUCCAGCACAUUCUUGAAAACCCGAACGAACAGAUAGUCGAAUUGCGUAAUUGGAUGACCUAUUUUGGUACUAUCAUGGAGCAGAAUCCGAGAAUUCUUUCUCGCAUUGUUCUCUCUUUUUUCUACCCUGACCUUACUGUUACUUAUUAUAAUUAAGAAAUGGAAUUUCCUGACUUAGGAAAACACUGUACAUUUGAAGGCUGUUCACAGCUUGAUUUCCUGCCUUACACAUGUUACCAAUGCAAAAAGAUCUUUUGUCAAGAACAUUUUAAACUCGAUGAACAUCGCUGUCCAAGUCUGAACGAUCCCCAACUUGAUGUCCGCGUACCUACUUGCCCUAUUUGCGAGAGUCCCGUGCCUGGACCGAGAAACGAAGAUCCCAACAUACGAGUAAACCGUCACAUACAAAACAACUGCGCAGAUACCAAAAAACCAUCCAACGUUUGUCGACAGAAAGGAUGCAAAGCAAAGCUGCUAGUACCAAUGCAAUGUUCCGACUGCGGCAAGGCAUACUGCGUCAAACAUCGAUUGCCUGUGGAUCAUGAAUGUAAAAAGGAGAACCGUUACACGAGCGUCUACAAAUCCAAACAACCAGCCGCUUCAACAUCUCCAGGAACGAAAUCUAAAGCAAGUAUAUCAGGUUUGAAAGGAUUAAUGUCAAGCAAAAGCAGCGGCAACCCAUCCACGUCUAAACCAGAUAGGCCACGACCUGCCCGGGCACAGCAAAAUGCUCAGCAACGAAAGCAAGAAAUGGCACGGCUUAGGGAGAAAGCAAGAAAUGGGGUGAGGGCUCUUUAAUUUAAAAAUAGCUAUAAAAUUGGAAAAGAUCUAACAUAUUCUUGCAUACGCGUAUUCCCCGUAGCGUUUAACCGAAGAUGAACAGAUACGCCUGGCUACUUUGAUCUCUUAUGAAGAAACACCAGAAAAAAAAGACAAUUGCAUAAUAUCUUAACGGAUAGCACCCAAUCACUUAUACCUCCAUAGACACUCAACUCCAUUUAACU